Coccomyxa subellipsoidea C-169 is the source of this 1296-nucleotide messenger RNA. RefSeq lists its product as hypothetical. The transcript is spliced from 10 exons. The record is from RefSeq and is a predicted model, not a curated record. The coding region runs from base 1 to 1296 and encodes 431 amino acids. Lineage: Eukaryota; Viridiplantae; Chlorophyta; Trebouxiophyceae; Coccomyxaceae.
AUGGCUAACAAGGCGACAGGGAGGAGACCUCUAGUGCAGGCAUGCCUCGACCGGCGGAACUGGCUAUUUCUGCCAGUAGUAGGCGUGCUAGUCCUGGGACUGCUCUCUAUGUCAGGCUUCUGGGACUGUGUCAAAUCAGAUGAGGGCAAAUGCGAGGUGCACGCGGUGCCAGCGGCCAUUGAUUUGCCGAGGUGGUUCAACGCCAGCUGUCCCCUGGUGUACCAAAGGAUACACUACGAUGAGAUGGCGCGGGGCGAGGCGCGGCCGUACCUGAUGGGGGAGCGGCAGCGGCCGGGAUGCGUCAACUGCGACAAAGACGAGCUGUGGUCGCACUUCUGCCAGUUCCGCAGCCACGGCCCCCGCUGCCCACCCCACGACCAGCAGCUGCUCUUCGACACGCUCCUAGACAGGGCGAAGGUGGGCGCCCCAGGGUCACGGGAGCUCUUGGAGUUGACGCCGUGCGAUUUAUUCCCCUACAUCCGGGGGCGAACCCUGUGGCUCGUCGGCGACUCCAUGAUGCAGGAGUUCAUGCGGGCGCUGCAGUGCUUCAUGUACGAGUUCUGGGACCUGGAGACCAAGCCGCUGGAUACACUCAUAGCCGACAAGGGCGCGACCGAGGGCCUCAUAGGCGGCUGGUGCGUGCUGCUGCCAGAGCAGAGCCGCAUCUGCCAUGUGCGAAGUAACAUGGGGGACUGGUUGGUGACCAACCUGCUGCCGCGCUUUGCACGGCUUGGCGCUCUGCCAAGCGACAUAAUGAUCCUGAAUUUCGCGGUCUGGAUCAACAAGGCCGAGGAGCUGGCCGCCAAUGUGAUGAUGUGGGCCGAGUACUACCAGCGCUUCAGGGACUCGCUACCCUUCACCAUCUGGCGGGAUGCCUCCAUACAGCACUUUGACACGCCCACGGGGGACUACAAGUGUGAUGGCUGCGUGGAUGCCAAGCCCAGGGCGGAUGACACUGGCUUCAACUGCAAGGCCAUGGAUUUGGUGACGCUUAAUCCUGCCAACGAGCUGGAGACCACCGACCCGGCCAUGCAGGUGAUUUUGGAGGGUGGCUGGCGCAACAGGGUGACGUUACCUGUGAUGGAGAAACUGGGCAUUCCCAUCGUGCACACGUGGAACCUCAGUGUGCCCCUCUGGCAGUACCACCACAGCUUCCAGGAGAAGGAUGACUGUACGCACUGGUGCCAUCCGAGCGGUUACCAGGUCUGGAUUGCGCAAAUGCACCAGACGCUGCGCAAGCACCGCUCGGCCAUUCCGCCUCCUGGCAACUGGCCGCCGCAGCCCGGCGGCUCAUGA